CUGCAUAUUUGUAAGGCGUAUUGAGGGGUCAUCGCAAUUAUUGAAACCACAAAAUACUUCGUUUUGCUUUGAGACUGCCCACAUCUAGUAUCGCCGCUUUUACUUUGCCUGCUUCCGAGACCCCAACUGCAACCCUACUCACGGUCCCGGAUGCGCGAUACGUCGGCACUCCACAAGUCCCUCAACCAGAAUACAGGAGCAGCAAGUAAUGCAAAACAGACGGUAGCAGGCGGGCGUGAGGGCACGCCACAGCUCUCCGAUGUGCCCGUCCACCUGCGUAGAUCUGGCAUGCUCAGCGAAUAUGCCGUCCGACCUGAGGAAUUCAUCGACGAUGAGGAGCUCGACGCACCCCCACCUGCAGUCGAAAACGAAAGUGUAGUGUUUGGAUUGCCGACUACCCGGUCAUUUCAGAGGCCGCCUCGUGCUGCAGGGCGGUCUGCGGUGGCGAGAGAUGGUUUGGCGAGAGGUGGGCUCGUCGGGGCUGCGGGGAAGCAGGACACCGCUGCAGGUGCUGCACAGGGUGGGGCUGAUGUGCCUGUCUCGGGGGAAUCAGCUCCUCCCACACAGCGCCGGUUCAAGCCAUCGGACUAUGCCAAAGCGAUGCAGCCAAAGGUGAUGCUGCCAUUUCAGUCUCGGCCUGGGCAGAUUCCGAGACGGAUCGAGAUCGAGCGGAAGAAGAGGUUGUUUUCGAAACAGAACAUUGCCCAGCUGAUUGAUCAGGCGAUUGCUGAGACGCGGAAAAAGCUGGAUGAGGAGAAGGGUGUUGAAACACAGAAACCAGCAGCUGCUGCUGGCGGCGAUGCCGAUGUCACGCCGGACGGGCAGAGCAAGCAAGACGCAUCAGAACUUGCGGAUUUCCUGCCGCUCGACAGAUUUGAUAACGCGGAAUUCGAACCGCGCGAUAUCUCCGAAUGGCUAGAUAUGGAGACCUACGGCGCAGCCACCGAACAGCGACACCAACAGAACGUAACGCGGAAAGCCACCCCAGCCCCGCCCGUGACGGCGGACGGAACACGCUUUGCCACCAUCCCUGUCCCGGCGCAGGCCUUCAACGGGACGUACUGGCGGCACUGCUUCGUGCUUGGAUACAACGAGAAAACCAACCUGUGGAAGGUCCGCUGGCGGAACAUCAGCGGGUGGGCGUAUAACAGGAUUGUGGAUGUUGAAGAUGGCGACCAUGCGGAGGAGCCUGAUGACGAUGGGGAGGAUGAUUCGGAAUCGGGCGAUGAGAAGGAUGAGUUUCAUGCUGGCGCGCUGAGGGCGGCGACGAGGAAGGAAUCGUGGAUUCAUCGAAUCAACUUGCUGUUCCUUGCGGAAGAUCCCUUCAUCUUCGCACAACGAGUCGCGGCGGCUUAUCGACUGCGGGAAGAAGUUGCAAGAUCGUUGCAAUACAGCUUCUACAUCGACUGCAUGCCCAUGGAGCAGUCCUUGCAGAUCCCGGGGGCGCAGCUAUCGCGCAUCGGAUUGCUUGCACAAGGGCGGAAAGCAACCGAUAAAAAAGCGCCCGGAAAGGCAUCCGUUGAUCAUAUUAUGGAAGAGAUCAGAGGAGACUUUGCCCGCGCCAUGAACAAGCAGCUGUUUGAUGUUGAGGUCACCCGGGGAAAAGGUCGGGGACAAUAUGGAGCCGUCGCUUUGCCAGCAAAUAAGGAUGGAGAUGCAUUUUCGAGAACAUCAAUACCAGAGGUUCCGCCAUACGAAUUUUCACAGCAGAAGAAGGGUUUCAGCUUCUCCACCUUCCUCAGCAGCUUGGAAGUCGUGCGCACCUUUUCCAGAAUACGCGUGGAGGCGGAUAGGCUGAUGAGCAUGAACCUGAUUGUCACAAACAUCACCAAAACAAUGCGAUUGGAUGAGUUUGAGACGUUGCAGAACCAGAAUCUGCAGACUGUGAAGAGUUCGUUGAAAGACAGCUGGGUACCUGCGAACAAAACAGCGUUGAAGAACGGCUUCAAAGAGGUCGGCAAGGGAUGGUACAACAUGAAAGAAACCAAUCUCGAAGUCUACAACGGCAGUAAGCUCAAGAAGCUGAUGAUAACCGUUAAAUUCGUGAUGCAAGACUCGCUUCGGUUUCUCGUGCUGAACUCGCUGAAGGAUUUCGUCCGACUCGUGAGCAACGUCACAAACCAGAAAGUCAUCAUUGCUGGAACCAACGAUGUAAAGAUUCUGGACGCUGAAGGGCCGGCGAAGUUUGCGAAUGGAGACAUUGGGGCCCGGCGACCGCUUUUUGCCCUCGAUCUGGUGUUCCGGAAUGGGAAGUUGCAGUACAAUCUUGAUUUCCAGCACUUUGAGACGGUGUUGAUGUCCAUCUUUGACAAGUCGCUGACGACUGUGGAGGGCUUGCCUGAGCUCGAGCCGCUGGUGUUGGACCAAAUGUUUUGGGCAGCGAAACCUACGCUGCAGACCCCAAGCGCGAGGGACCCAUCUAUCUCACGAUUGAGGAAGAGUCUGCUGCACGCGAUCAGGGCUGGGUUGGUUCCACUGGAGAAGUAUUACCGUCAGUACGACAAGCACAUGAAGCUACUCACGCUGGAUCUCGCCCAGUACUCGCAGGAGUAUGAGGCAGAGGAGCACAGUGUCGAGGACAUGGAGAAGGACAUUGCGCGGCACGCAAAAGAAUGGGAGCUGCUGGAUAAGGAGGUGCCGAGCCAUAUCUCGCUCGGCCUGUUCUGGGUGAGCUGCGAAAGCAUCCGAACCGCGAUGAAGAAAGAUCUGAGCAAAGUCAUCCUGGAUAUUCUCAGCCGCCGAGCAGCCAAACUGGCCCAAAACGUCUCGCAGACAUUCAACACCAUCCAGUCGAAACUGAAAGAGAGGCCGGUGAAGAUCGAAGAGCUCACCGAGCUUCGCGAGUACAUGCGCACCAUCCCAGAAACCGUCCGCAUGCAACACUCACGCAUCACCGAGAUGCUGCAAUACUAUGACGUCCUCGAGAAGUACAGACACGAGCUCUCAAACGAGGAUUUCCGAGCCAAGUGGCAGGCCUACACAUGGCCCAUGCGCGUUGAUGAGAUGAUCAAGCAGACCGAAACAUCGCUGGAGACCGACGAGCAGACCUUCCUCAAGAACCUCGCUGCUGACCAGGAGAUCUUCAAAGAGCGCGUGCACACAUUGAGCACCAUUAUCGUCGACUUCAGCAAGCAUUCCGAUGUUGGGAAGAUCGCGGAUAUUGCAUUGGAGGUGCAUAAAACGAGCCAGGAGCUUAAAGAAUGCCAAAACCUUGCGGCGCUCUUCAACAGCCGAGAGCGCUUGUUCAACCUGGAAGUUACACACUAUGACGAGGUCUCGCAGCUUGGCAAGGACUUUGAGCCUUAUAAGAACCUGUGGCUGACCGCGGCCGAUUGGACAAAGUGGAGGACGCAGUGGCUGAGCGGAAGUUUCUUGGACUUGAAUGCAGAGGAUGUCGAGAAGAACUUGAUGAACGCUUGGAGGGUCAUGUUUAAGAGUGUCAAGACAUUUAAAAGCCAGCCGGGAUGCUUGGCUGUUGCUAUGCAGAUGAAGGAAGAAAUGGACGAUUUCAAGCCCAAUCUGCCCCUCAUACAAGCCCUUCGAAACCCAGGAAUGAGAGACCGCCACUGGGAUCGCUUGAAUGAAGAGAUGGGCACCAAGCUGCGACCGGAUGCGUCACUCACCUUGACGGACAUCCUGAAGAUGAACCUGCUUGAGCGUGUUGACACUAUCACGAAAGUGUGCGAUACCGCCGGAAAGGAAUACUCCAUCGAGGCGGCGCUCGACAAGAUGGACAACGAGUGGAAGUCCAUUGCUUUGGAGAUCAUUGCAUACAAAGACACUGGCACCGCUAUCAUGAAGAUUUCCGACGAAGUGCUGCGGUUGCUGGAUGAUCAUCUUGUCAUGACGCAAAGCAUGAGCUUUAGCCCUUACAAGAAGCCGUUCGCGGAUAGGAUAGCCUUAUGGGAAAACAAGCUGCGUACCGUGCAAGAAGUGGUCGAAGCGUGGAUGGCAUGCCAGCGCUCAUGGCUCUACCUCGAACCCAUCUUCAGCAGUGACGAUAUCGUUACGCAGCUACCAGCCGAAAGCAAGCGGUUCACUACAAUGGACAGGACAUGGCGCCGCAUUAUGUCUCAAGCAAAAGCGAAACCGGGCGUAAUUGAGUUUUGCAGCGAUUACAAGCUUCUCGACUCCUUCCGCGAAUGCAAUAAGCUACUUGAACUCGUCGCCAAAGGGUUAUCGGCGUACCUCGAAAGCAAACGUAUCGCCUUCCCGCGAUUCUUUUUCCUCAGCGACGACGAGUUGCUGCAGAUCCUAUCGCAGACAAAAGACCCUACCGCCGUGCAGCCGCAUUUACGCAAAUGCUUCGAAAACGUUGCGUCUCUCGAAUUCGAGCCGGACAACCGCAUCGUGGCCAUCUAUUCUGCAGAAGGGGAGAAAAUCAUGGUCGCGGAGCCUUUCUAUCCCAAAGGACCCGUCGAGGGAUGGCUCCUGCAGGUGGAGGAUCAGAUGCGCAAGAGUGUGAAGAGGGUCAUCAUCGAUGGGCUCGCUUCAUACCACACCAAAUCACGCACGGCUUGGGUGUUGGACUGGCCUGGGCAGUCGGUCAUCGCGUGUUCGCAAACCUACUGGACGAAGGAGGUUACGGAAGCCAUCAAGACCGGGACCGUGAAAGCGCUAUACCAGCGCCUCCUAACUCAGUUGGACGGACUGGUCGGCUUGGUCAGGGGAGAGCUGCCCUUCCUCAACAGACUUGUGCUUGGCGAUUUGAUCGUCAUUGAUGUGCAUAGUCGUGACGUGGUCAAGAAGCUUGUCGACGCCAAUGUGUCCAACGAAAAUGACUUUGAGUGGAUCAGUCAGCUUCGAUACUACUGGGAAGAGGAUGACCUGCGGGUGAAAAUCGUCAAUGCGAACUUCCGAUACGGCUAUGAGUACUUGGGUAACACUGGGCGGCUAGUCAUCACUCCGCUCACUGAUAGAUGUUACUUGACGCUUUCCGGCGCGAUGCAUCUGGGAAUGGGAGGUGCUCCGGCCGGCCCUGCUGGUACCGGAAAGACGGAGACGGUCAAGGACCUCGCCAAAGCUCUCGCCAAGCAAUGUGUUGUGUUUAACUGCUCUGACCAGCUGGACUAUUUGGCUAUGGCGAAAUUCUUCAAAGGACUUGCAUCCAGCGGUGCAUGGGCCUGCUUUGACGAAUUCAACCGUAUUGAUAUCGAGGUGCUCAGUGUCGUUGCACAGCAAAUCCUGACGAUUCAGAAGGCCGCUGCAAUGGGAGCCACACGAUUCAUGUUUGAGGGCGUGGACUUGCCCUUGGACCCUACGAAUGCGAUCUUCAUCACCAUGAACCCUGGGUACGCUGGUCGUACCGAGUUGCCUGACAACUUGAAGGCGCUGUUCCGCCCAGUUGCUAUGAUGAUUCCCAACUACGCCAUGAUUGGCGAGAUCUCUCUGUUUUCGUUCGGGUUCAGCAAUGCGCAAGUGUUGGCCGACAAAAUGGUGGCUACCUUCAAACUGAGCUCGGAGCAGUUAUCAUCGCAAGAUCACUACGAUUUCGGUAUGCGGGCAGUAAAGUCCGUCAUCUCCGCUGCUGGAAACCUCAAGCGUACGGAUCCGAAUGGGCCGGAGGACAUCAUCAUGUUGCGGGCGCUCGUGGACUGCAACUUGCCGAAAUUCCUCGCGGACGAUGUACCACUAUUCAACGGCAUCAUCAGCGAUUUGUUUCCGGGCAUUGAGCUGCCCAAAAUCGACUAUGGAGACUUGCUUGAGGCGCUUCAUACAAGCUGCAAUAAAAUGGGUCUGCAGCCGGAGGAGUCUUUCAUCAGCAAAUGCAUUCAGCUGUACGAGACGACUAUCGUGCGUCACGGUCUCAUGUUGGUCGGACCUCCAGGCGGAGGAAAGACUAGCUGUUCAAGAGUUUUGGCGCGGAGUUUGAGCAGUCUGCAAGGAAUCAAAGCGCCGAAUAACACCACCUUCCAGAAGGUCCGCAUCCAUGUGCUGAACCCGAAGUCUAUCACUAUGGGUCAACUUUACGGAGAGUUCGACCAGCAAACGCAUGAGUGGUCCGACGGGAUCCUUUCUGCGUUGAUGAGGGAAGGUGUGGAGGAUACCACACCAGAUCGAAAGUGGUACAUAUUUGACGGGCCUGUCGAUGCAGUCUGGGUCGAAACCAUGAACACGCUGCUUGACGACAAUAAAAAGCUAUGCCUGACCAGUGGAGAGAUCAUCAAGAUGGCAUCUACACAAACCAUGAUGUUUGAGGUUCAAGAUCUCGCCUAUGCUUCUCCGGCCACCGUGUCACGGUGCGGGAUGAUUUAUAUGGAGCCGGAAGCCUUAGGGAUCGACCCGCUUAUCAAGAGCUGGAUCGCAAAGGAGGAAGCCGGGAUGCCACCUGCGCUGGCCAGUGUGUUCCCUGCUGCUGUUCAGCCGUUGUUUGAUUACUGGCUCGCUGACGGACUUGUGUACAUGAGGAAGAACUUGAAGGAAGGAGUGCCGACCACCAAUGGACAUCUUGCGACGAGCUUGAUGAAGAUCCUGCAUUGUCUCAUUCAGACGGCGUUGCCAAAGGAGACCGAGGGGACCGCAGCGACUCCUGCACCGGCCGCCGAUCAGACGAAUCACUUCGUACAAACCAUCGAGCCUUUCUUCCUUUUCUCAUUCAUUUGGUCUCUCGGCGCCACCACCGACCGGGUCGGACGGGAAAAGUUCGAUUACUGGAUGCGAGAAGCUCUGAAGGAAAGACCAGCCGCCAUUCCUCUGCCUGAAGCAGGGCUGGUCUACGACUACGUGUACGACCUGGAAAAAGCGGCGUGGACCGGCUGGAUGUCCUCGGUUCCUGAAUUCCAGAUGACCCCCAAAGCGAACCCAAGCGAAACGAUUAUUCCGACCCUGGAUACAGUCCGGAACUCGUACCUCCUUCAUCUGCUGUUGAACAACGGAUGCCAUGUUCUGACCACAGGUCCGACUGGAACGGGGAAAACGGUGACCGUUCAAGACAAGAUCCUGAGAGGAGGCGAGGUAUCCGUUAUGCCGCUAAUAUUCAAUUUCUCUGCUCGCACCGGAGCCAACCAGACGCAAGAUUUGAUGGACAGCAAGAUGGAGAAGCGUCGGAAGGGUGUGUUUGGGCCUCCGGUAGGCAAGAAAUACGUGGUGUUCGUGGACGAUUUGAACAUGCCUGCCUUGGACCUCUGUGGUGCACAGCCCGCCGUUGAACUAUUACGGCAAUGGAUGGACUGCGGAGGCUGGUACGACAGGAAAAAUGUCGGCAAAUUCAUGGAGAUAGUCGACAUCACCUUCGUCUGCGCCAUGGGGCCGCCGGGAGGUGGUCGCAAUCCAGUUACUCAACGGUUUACGAGACACUUCAAUCUGUUCAGCUAUGUGGAGAUGGACAACCCCUCGCUUCAGCGCAUCUUUGGCACGAUCCUUGGGUCCUUCCUUAACAGAUUCUCGCCGGAUAUACAAAAGCAGACAACCCCCAUUGUGUCCGCGUCCAUCAACAUCUACAACACCAUCCGAGCCGAGCUCCUUCCAACACCAGCAAAGUCUCACUACACAUUCAAUUUGCGCGAUCUUGCCAAGGUGGUCUUGGGUGUGUUGAGUGCCGAUCAGAAGUCUAUUGCUAGCUCAGCGGAUAUCGUACGGCUUUGGGUACAUGAGUGCCUUCGCGUUUUCCAAGAUCGUCUGGUCGACAACACUGACAAGAGCUGGUUCUUAAGCUUGGUCAAAGAAUCGAUGACCCAGAGCAUCGGAAUGGACUACUCGGAUGUGGUCACCACUGAACCACUCUUGUACGGAGAUUACCUCACUCCCGGAGCAGAUCCCAAGAUUUAUACAGAAAUCAAGGACAUGAAACGGCUGGUGAAGCUUUCUGAAGAAUACCUUGAUGACUACAAUGGUACCACCACGAGUCCCAUGAGGCUCGUGAUGUUCUUGGACGCCAUUGAGCAUGUCAGUCGGAUAUGCAGGAUCAUUCGACAACCGGGCGGCCACGCGCUUUUGCUCGGUGUCGGAGGUAGCGGAAGGCAGAGCUUGAGUCGACUUGCGACAUUCAUGGAAGAAUACAACAUCUUCCAGAUUGAGAUCACAAAGAGUUACGGUCAGACGGAAUGGAAAGAGGAUUUGAAGAAAGUUCUUUUUGCUUCAGGUUUGGAAGCCAAGCCGACUGUAUUCCUGUACGCCGAUACGCAGAUUAUAUCCGAAAGCUGCGUCGAGGAUGUGAACAAUCUUCUCAACGGCGGCGACGUGCCAAACAUCUACACGGGCGAGGAAACAGAUCGAAUUUUGAACGGCAUGCGACCGAUUGCCAACGAUUUGGCCAUCUCGCCUACCCGCGAAAAUCUCUUCGCCCUCUACAUCUCCCGAGUCAAAGCUAAUCUGCAUCUAAUCAUCUGCAUGAGUCCCAUCGGCGAUGCUUUCCGAACUCGGCUGCGUAUGUUCCCCAGUUUGGUCAACUGCUGCACGAUCGACUGGUUCUCCACAUGGCCGGAAGAGGCGCUGAGGAGCGUUGCGGCCAACUCCGUUGCUGAAAUCAAUGACUUGGGGUCUGAGCAGGUCAUUGAUGGAAUCGUCAAUCUUUGCGUUGUUAUGCACGAGUCUGUUCGCCAACGCUGCAUCCACUACAAAGCUGAACUCAAUCGGAAUAACUACGUUACACCCAAAUCGUAUCUUGAGCUGCUUGGAUUAUAUAGGGGCCUGCUGGACAAGAAGAGGAACGAGCUCCUUGCCCUUCGCAAGCGGACUGCGACAGGUCUGGAAAAGCUGCUUAACGCGACGAAGGAGGUCGAGAUUCUGCAAGAAGAGCUCGAGGCGAUGCAGCCCAUGCUGUUGCAAACCAGUCAGGAAACGGAAUACGCAAUGAAGAAGAUUGCCGCUGACAAGGUCGUUGCCGAGGAGAUUCGUGCGAAUGUGGCAGUCGAGGAGGCCGCGUCCAAUAAGAAGGCUGAGGAAACGAAAGCGAUUGCUGACGAUGCCAAGCGCGAUCUGGACGAGGCUCUGCCUGCUCUUGACGCUGCCCUUGAAUCUCUGAAUUCCCUUUCGAAGAACGACGUUAUUGAAGUGCGUUCCAUGCAACGGCCGCCAGAAGGUGUCAAGCUCGUCAUCGAAGCCGUAUGCAUCAUGAAAGCCAUCAAGCCCAAGAAAAUCGAUGGAGACAAGCCAGGCAAAAAAGUAGACGAUUACUGGGAGCCCGGAAAGCAGUUGCUGGCAGAACCACAAAGGUUCUUGGACGGUCUGAUCAACUUUGACAAGGAUAAUAUCUCCGAGCAAACGAUCCAGAAGAUCAAACCGUACAUCGACUCCCCAGAUUUCCAGGUUAGCGUCAUCUCCCGCGUUUCCAAGGCCGCUACCUCAAUGUGUGCUUGGGUGCGAGCCAUGGAGAAGUACUACUACGUGUCCCGAUCCGUGGAGCCGAAGCGUGCCCGUUUGAAGGAGGCGCAGGACUCGUUGGACGAGACGUUACGAGUUCUGGGCGAACUGAAGAAGAAGAUGCGCGAAUCUGAAAUCAACAUCCGCGAGAUGGAGAAACGCUUCAGCGAGUCCGUCGCGAAGAAAGAGGAGCUGUCCCGGAAAGUCGAGGAAUGUAACGUCAAAUUGUCCCGUGCGGGCAAGCUCAUCUCAGGUUUAGGCGGGGAGAAGCAGCGGUGGGCCCUGACGAUCGAACAGCUGGAUACAAAGAUCACCAACGUGAUUGGGGACAUCUUGCUCGCUUCAGGUGCUAUCGCCUACCUCGGCCCCUUCACGGCAGAGUACCGCGCCUGGUUCAUGUCAGAAUGGACCGGGAGCCUGCUCCGGUUCAAAAUCCCGCAUUCGGAGGGGAUAUCGCUUUACGACUCGCUGGGCGAUCAUGUCAAAGUGCGUGAAUGGGAGCUUAGCGGUCUUCCUAAAGACUCCCUGAGUCGGGAUAAUGCCAUCAUUGUUCAGAACUCGAGACGAUGGCCGUUGCUGAUCGAUCCGCAGGGGCAGGCGAAUAAGUGGAUCCGUAAUAUGGAGAAGGACAACACGCUUGAUAUCGUGAAGUUGACGGAUAAAGACUUCUUGCGGACGUUGGAGAAUGCUAUUCGGUUCGGGAAACCGGUCCUGCUGGAGAAUGUGCAGGAGAAGUUGGAUCCGGCUUUGGAGCCGAUAUUGCUGAAGCAGACGUUCAAACAGGGAGGAAGCACGGUGAUUAAGAUUGGAGACAGCAUCCUACCCUACCACGACGAUUUCCGCUUCUACAUCACCACAAACCUCCCCAACCCGCAUUACUCACCUGAAAUCAGCGCAACCGUCACGAUCCUCAACUUCACACUAGCCGCCAGCGGACUCGAAGACCAGUUACUCGCUAUCGUCGUCGCAAACGAGCGCCCAGACCUGGAAGAAGCCAAAAGCCAGCUGACCAUGAACAACGCGCAAAUGAAACGCGAGCUCAAAGACAUCGAGGACAAGAUCCUGUACCUUCUCUCCUCCGUCCAGGGAAGUCCCGUCGACGACGAACGGCUCAUCGACACCCUUGGCGCCUCCAAAGAAACAUCCGAAGAGAUCUCGCGUAAGGUCGCGGCCGCCGAACAAACCGAGAAGGAUAUCGACACCACGCGUAACAAAUACACCCCCGUUGCAGUGCGCACACGGAUCCUAUUCUUCUGCAUUACCGAGCUCGCCAAUAUCGACCCGAUGUACCAGUACUCGCUCAACUGGUUCAUGAACCUUUUCGUGUCGGCGAUCACGCAUUCGGACAAGAGCGACGACAUCGACCAGCGGAUCGUGAAUAUCAACGAGUACUUCACCUACUCAUUGUUCUCGAACGUGUGUCGAUCGUUGUUUGAGCGGCAUAAGUUGUUGUUCUCGUUCUUGCUCAUCAUCCGGAUAUUGAUGAACGAUGACAAGAUCGAUAUGGAUGAGUGGAAAUACCUCCUGACAGGGGGCACGAUCGCAGAGUCCAAGACCCCCAACCCGGCGCCCGACUGGCUGUCCCCCAACAGCUGGCAGCAGAUCCUGACCCUGGCGUCGCUGCCCACCUUCCGCACGAUUGACGAAGAUUUCGCGGAAGACCCGGAACCGCUGAAGAUCAUAUUCGACAGCCAGCAGCCGCACAAGGAGCCGCUGCCGGAGAAAUGGAACACCGCGUUGACCCAGUUCCAGAAAAUGCUCGUGUUGCGGUGUAUCCGCCCGGACCGGAUCACAUCCGCCGUACAGGACUUUGUGGCUGCGCAGCUCGGCGAGCAGUUCAUCGAGCCGCAGACCUCCGACCUGUCCGCGCUGUACAAGGAAUCCACCCCAAUCACACCGCUCAUCUUUGUGCUCUCGCCCGGAGCUGACCCGGCUAGUUCGCUGUUCAAAUUCGCAGAGGAGAUGCGGUUCAGCAAGAAACUGAACGCCGUUUCACUUGGACAGGGCCAGGGCCCGAAAGCCGAGGUCCUGAUCAAGGAAGGCAUGGAACGCGGGCUCUGGAUCCUCCUCCAAAACUGCCACCUCGCCCCCUCCUGGAUGCCCACCCUCGACCGCAUCAUCGACGGGAUGACGCCCGACCGUGUGCAUCGCGAUUUCCGAAUCUGGCUGACAUCCAUGCCGACCCCCAAAUUCCCGGUCAGUAUCCUGCAGAACGGGGUCAAGACGACCUUGGAACCGCCCAAUGGCAUUAAGGCGAACUUGCUGAGGACGUAUGCGACGUUCAAUGAUGAUUAUUUGAACUCUUGUGCGAAAGUGAGGGAGUGGAAGAAGUUGCUGUUUUCGAUAUCGUUCUUUCAUGCGGUUGCGCAGGAAAGGAGGAAGUUUGGCAGUCUUGGUUUCAAUAUUCCUUAUGAGUUUACUGACGGCGACAUGCGAAUCUGCAUCCGCCAACUCAACAUGUUCCUCGAAGAAUACGACGAAGUCCCAUUCAAAGUGCUCAAAUACACCGUCGGCGAGAUCAACUACGGCGGCCGCGUCACCGACGACUGGGACCGUCGUCUCAUCAUGAACAUCCUCGAAGACUUCUGCAACCCUAAGGUUCUCGACGACGGGUACCGCUUCUCCUCCAGCGACGUGUACUUCUCGAUCCCGCCUGACAACUACAACGGGUACCGCAACUACGUCAAGGGACUGCCGAUUGAGGAGACAACCGAGAUAUUCUCGAUGCAUGAGAAUGCGAAUAUUACGUUUGCGCAGAAGGAGACGUUUACGUUGUUUGAUACGCUGUUGGCGUUGAUGCCGAAGAGCUCGAAGAGUGCGGGGUCGAAGACGAGAGAGGAGUUGUUGGCGGAGACGGCCGAGUCGAUUCAGACGAGGGUGCCGAAGCCGUUCCCGAUUGAUGCCGUGAUGAAGAAGUUCCCGAUUGAUUACCGGGAGUCAAUGUCAACGGUCCUAAUCCAAGAAGUAAUCCGCUACAACCGCCUCCUCAGCACCAUCCACUCCACCCUCGUCGAAUUGGUCAAAGCUCUCAAAGGCCUCGUCGUCAUGUCCGAAGCCCUCGAACUCACCUGCAACUCCAUCUUCAUCAACCAAGUCCCGCACGUCUGGGCCGCAAAAGCCUACCCCUCCCUCAAAUCCCUCUCUUCCUGGGUGAUCGACCUCAUGUCCCGCUGCGAGUUCAUCCAGGGGUGGAUAAAUAACGGGAUCCCGGCCAUAUUCUGGAUCUCGGGUUUCUUCUUCCCGCAGGCGUUCUUGACGGGCACGCUGCAGAAUUAUGCGAGGAAAUAUACGUUGAGUAUUGAUACGCUUGGGUUGGACUUUAGGAUUUUGGAAACGAGGUGGGAGGAUGUGGCCCAGAAGCCGCCGGAUGGGUGUUAUAUCCGUGGAUUGUAUCUGGAGGGCGCGAGGUGGGAUGGGGCAAGGAGGAGUUUGGUGGAGAGUCGGCCGAAGGAGCUGUAUACCGAGAUGGCUGUCAUCUGGAUCUUGCCGAAACCGAAUAGGAAGAAGCCAGAAACAGGCAUCUACAACUGCCCCGUUUAUAAAACGUUGACUCGUGCAGGAACACUAUCAACGACGGGUCACUCCACAAACUACGUCCUGACCAUCGAACUGCCAACGGAACAACCGCAAGCGCACUGGAUCAAGCGCGGGUGUGCGCUGGUUAUGUCGCUUGGUUCGGGAUGGUAGAUUGCGGGAUGGAAGUUCUAUUUGUAAAGAUGUGGACAUGUAUAUAGACGACUUGUAUUUUGGGAGUGUAUGAUCUCAUAUCGCC
This is a messenger RNA of Fimicolochytrium jonesii, 13072 nucleotides long. Its product is annotated as dynein heavy chain and region D6 of dynein motor-domain-containing protein. Gene Ontology annotation, biological process: microtubule-based movement. Gene Ontology annotation, molecular function: dynein intermediate chain binding; dynein light intermediate chain binding; minus-end-directed microtubule motor activity. The transcript is spliced from 13 exons. Lineage: Eukaryota; Fungi; Chytridiomycota; Chytridiomycetes; Spizellomycetales; Powellomycetaceae. The record is from RefSeq and is a predicted model, not a curated record. Gene Ontology annotation, cellular component: dynein complex. The coding region runs from base 151 to 12987 and encodes 4278 amino acids.